Molecule: messenger RNA, 699 nt
Organism: Anthostomella pinea
Lineage: Eukaryota; Fungi; Ascomycota; Sordariomycetes; Xylariales; Xylariaceae
Source: the annotation of a GenBank genome assembly
AUGAUCACCAUUUGGGGCUCGUGGCUCGCAUUCGAUGCUGGUGCCACUCUGGCCCUGAACUUCCAGUCGGCCAUGGCUCUCUGCGUCACGAACCUGUGUGCCUCGUCCGGAGCGUUGACUUGGGCAUGCCUUACUUACUUCCAGACCCGGAAGUGGUCACUGGACUCAACGUUCAUGGGUGCAAUCUCGGGGCUGGUUAUGAUCACGCCAGCCGCCGGCUUCAUUGACCUGCCCACGGCUUUUUGCUUCGGGAUCUUCGGUGCUCUAAUAUGUCGCCAGGCGCUGAGGAUCAAGUUCACCGACUUCGCUCGUCGCUGGCGGUGGGUAGAUAAUGGCGAUACCUGCGCUACACAUUGUGUAGGAGGGAUCGCGGCCACGAUCUGCACCGGCCUGUUUGCCCAGAAAGAAGUGGCAGCCUAUGGCGGAGUCGAGGUCGCGGGUGGUGUGUUAUUCGAUGGCAACGUCCGACAGCUCUGGGCCCAGAUUGUCGAGGUACUAGUCGGGUUCAUGUGGUCUUUCAUCGGAUCGUUCAUGAUCAUUGCGGUCGUCGAUUGCGUUCCUGGGUUCGAGGUGCUGGCAGUGGACGAUGAAAUCAACUCUGGAUUGGACAUGACGCAGACGGAAGAGACUUUAUGCGAGGGGCCGCACCCUGACGAGGAAGAUUAUUUUCCCACGUCAAAGGGUAUAAUUGAACUUUGA